Molecule: messenger RNA, 1403 nt
Organism: Leptonychotes weddellii (Weddell seal)
Lineage: Eukaryota; Metazoa; Chordata; Mammalia; Carnivora; Phocidae
Gene: TIMCC
Product: TIM double twin CX3C motif chaperone
Cellular component (GO): cytoplasm
Source: RefSeq, a predicted model, not a curated record
AUGCGGGCGCCGGCGCGGAGUGGGUGCAGCGCGGGGUCGCCAUGGCGGAGAUGCAGCAGCUGCGGGUACAGGAGGCGGUGGACUCCAUGGUGAAGAGUCUGGAGAGAGAGAACAUCAGGAAGAUGCAGGGCCUCAUGUUCAGGUGCAGUGCCAGCUGCUGUGAGGACAGCCAGGCCUCCAUGCAGCAGGUUCAUCAGUGCAUUGAACGCUGCCAUGCGCCUCUGGCUCAAGCCCAGGCCUUGGUGACCAGUGAGUUGGAGAAGUUCCAGGACCGCCUGGCCCGAUGCACCAUGCAUUGCAAUGACAAAGCCAAAGAUUCAAUAGAUGCGGGAAGUAAAGAGCUUCAGGUGAAACGGCAGCUGGAGAGUUGUGUGACCAAGUGUGUGGAUGACCACAUGCACCUCAUCCCGACCAUGACCAAGAAGAUGAAGGAGUCUCUCUUGUCCAUUGGGAAAUAGAAGUCUUCGCAAUUGGCCAUCAGGGCUGACAGCAGGAAUCUACUUAAAAAGAAAUGGGAGUUUUGGUCUUUUAAGUGAAGUUUAUGAAGAAAUUAAGGAUGGCAGCAAGUGUGAGGCAUGUGUCACUUGCCUCUGGAUACUGGUUCCUUUAUGUUUCAACCCUAGAAAGUGAAAUGGAAAAAACUGGUGCUAAAAUUUGGGUUAGAGACGGUCACAGGAAAGUUUUUGAUAGCCUAAAUUUCACGUGCUUGUCCUGGCUCUAGGGAUUCCUUUGUACCAAGCCAGAGCCCUCCAAGAUACCAGAUUCUUCUCCGUACACAGCUACCAGCAGGCUGGCAGUUUCCUCUAACCUCCCUAUGAUCUGGUGGUGUAAGCAGAGGUGUUUCUGUUUGUUGCCAACCUCCUGUUUACCAGAAGGAUCAUCAAAUCGUUUCCUAUAAGCUGUAAAACAAAAUCCACGAGGUUACUAAUUUAAAAGGGAAGAGAGGUUUCUGGGUCUUUGUUUUGCUUGGUUUUGUUUUAUAUACAAGGGCAUGAAGUUGAUUUAAGAUGUGGAGUUGGGAGAGGUAGUCGGAUAAGAACUUUGAACAGUUCUUGUGGAUAUCUGUUCCUGGCCAUCAAGAUGUGGAUAUACAUUUCUUGAGAUAUAUAUUACAUCUUUCAGCUAGGAGACCGUGUAAAAAUAUGACAAGCGAUGUUACACUGGGUAUGGGAAGCAGACUUUCCCUCUCACUGGCUGCCAUGAUGGGCCCUGAGGCUAUCUGCAGAAGAGCAACAGGACAAUCUCGGAAGUGACACUCUCCCUUGAAGGGAAAGGGGGUUUUUAUUGCACUAUAUACCAGUAUCCAGGAAUGAACAUUGAAGGAGGAACUGUUGUCUUCUUAAUUACGAGAAUUAUUAAAUACUGGAUGUGGAAAAACCUGGUUUUUAUAGAACAGAAUGGAA